Molecule: messenger RNA, 1250 nt
Organism: Cotesia glomerata
Lineage: Eukaryota; Metazoa; Arthropoda; Insecta; Hymenoptera; Braconidae
Exons: 3
Coding region: 276-1250 (324 amino acids)
Source: RefSeq, a predicted model, not a curated record
AAAUAUUGUGAUGAAUUCAUGAUGUUUAGUAAAAAGGUAUUGUUGACAACUACUUUGUUUAAACGAUCGAUUCUUAUCUGAUUUUUAAUUGGUUAUCAAUUCUGUGAUCCCUCUGCUGGUAAGUGCUGAUAACAUGUGUCAAAAUUGUGCUUGUUCAUUAGUGCAUCGAUUACGAAGAAAUAUAUACGUAUUUGUUUGAAACAAUGUUUGUUUAAUAAUUCAAAGUGGACUUUAUUAUUUCUAUUUAUUUACAAGCUGACUUAAAAUUUAUUAUCAUGAGAGAAGAAAUCUAUUUAAUUGGUCAAAUGAAUCAAGAUUUUGUCGGAAGAAAGCUUCCAUUACUCAAAGAGGUUAUGUCGAUCUUCUUUUACCACCAUAAAACCUGUAAUUUAACAAUUAAACAAAGUUCAGCAAGUACGACAAAACAACUGAUAGAACUUUGGCGAAAAACAGGUAUUCCACUACGUCAAGAAUCUUCUAUAAUUUUGUCAAUAAUUCGAUCUCAUAACAGAUGGAUACUUUUAUCAAAGAGUAAACGUCAGAAAAAAUCUCCAACACAAAAGAAGAAAGAGUCAAUUUUUUGUAAUGAUUUACAAAAAUUGUUUGAUAUUUCCCAUGCUAAUGUUCUCAAUGAAAUUGAUGCUACAAAAAAACAUUUUUUGGAAAGCCAAAGAAAACCAUCUCGACGUGGUUUUAUAAACGAUUUUGGGCCUAUUACUGAAGAUAUGGAAAUUUGUUGUUUAGAUCAGAGUGAAACAAAUGCAAAUAGAGAUGAAAAUGAGGCACUUAUGAAUACUGAGACCCUUCUUCUCAGCCAAAAAUCAAAAUCUACCGUUUCUACCGUUAGUCAAAUUUCUAACAAUAUCUCUGAUUUUGAAGACGAAUUAAAAAAGAAAUCAAAACGAAAAGCACCUCUAAUGAAUAUCAUGACACCGGAACUUGCAGCUGCCCUUGAUCGUGGAAAAGAUAAUUUUGUGCUACAUUGGGACGGGAAAAUAUUACCUGAUAUAGUUGGUACGGAAAAAGUUGAUAGACUGCCAAUUAUUAUAUCGUCAUCAGGCAGUGAACAACUGUUAGGUGUACCCAAAAUGAAAUCUGGAACUGCUAAAAAUCAGGCUGAUGCUAUUGUGAAAAUUCUAUUCGAUUGGGGUAUUUCUCGUAAAAUAGUAGGACUGUCUUUCGACACGGUGGCUGUUAAUACAGGUAUUAAUUCAUGUUAUUGUUUUCUUAAAAACUUUAUCAUGAUAUAA